AUGCUGGGUGCGAUGAACCCAAUGAAUCUAAUGCCUUUCGGCUCCGAGAAGGAGGAGAAGGAAGCUGAUGAGGUGAAGGCGCUGGCGAUGCAUGCGAAGAUGGGAGGAACCAGCCUUGACACGCAGGAGCUCUGCAACAUGAACUGCAAAAUGGCCGGUCUCAUGGGCGCUGCUGCUGGAGGGGCUGCUGGCCAUGUGGUCGAGAAGAAAUUGAAAGAGAAGUCGGAGGCAGAAGCUACUGCGGACCAAGAAGCAGAAGCCGAAGAAGCUCCGGCUGCUGCGGCCGCUCCCGCUCCAGCUCCAUACAAAGGUGGUGGGAAAGGUGGUGGCUACGGCUAUCCCCCGCCACCGCCUCCAGGAUACUACCGACAUCCCCCGCCUCCGUACCGACGCCCUCCACCCUACUACCACGGCGGCGGAGGCGGUCCACCCCCGCGGCAGUCCUUCAUGUGA
Molecule: messenger RNA, 453 nt
Organism: Symbiodinium sp. CCMP2592
Lineage: Eukaryota; Dinophyceae; Suessiales; Symbiodiniaceae
Source: the annotation of a GenBank genome assembly